Messenger RNA from Lachancea meyersii CBS 8951, 2745 nucleotides. Lineage: Eukaryota; Fungi; Ascomycota; Saccharomycetes; Saccharomycetales; Saccharomycetaceae. The record is from the annotation of a GenBank genome assembly.
AUGGAUAGAGGUCAAUUCCUGCCGUCCAAGAAGAACGUUGGUGCUCAGCUUGGCCUAGGCAUCAGAAACUCAGCAUUAUACGUUGCGAGUACAGACAGAUCGCAGCAAGCUGACACGAAGUGGAUAUUUGGUGCAGCCAAGAACUCAGCAACAAAUGACAGCUUUUUGCUAAUUGUGACUGGCAAAGAGAAGUUUUUGGACAAUAACAGUGGCACUGGCAGUAGUCGCGAUACUAAGGUGAACAGUGACUGGGAACAUACCGGCGAUGACCUGCUAUUGAGCUCCACAAGUGACAGUGAAUCGGAAAGUAUCACUGUGUAUGGAACAGGGUCGAAGGCCCGUGAUGAGUUGCCUUUAGAAGGUACCGAUCCGUUAAAAUUGUUCAGAGACGUCCGACUUCUUCCUGAUUCUGGCUAUGAAACGAGGGUGGACAGUCCCGUUACGCCUCUAACAUUCUGUCCUGGUCAGAUUUUAAGCGUUUCAGAUGCGUUGGGGGAAUACGGCGGCGUGGAGAGAGGUGGCGAUAGAAACUUAAGUGAGAGUGCGUCUUUCAGUGAGAAAGGCAGCUUUAACCGAAAUUUCAAGUUGCAACCUCAAAUAGUGGAUCCCACUGAUGUCUGUGAUAUUAUCACUGGAAUGAUACACACCACCAGUGGUCUUCGUAUGAACAGUGACGCUCAUCAGAUUGUUGCCUACGCAUCUGGAGAAACCCAAAGCAUAAUAAAUUUUAGUUUAGUGGACACUAUGGACGCUAAUCGCCCAUCCAAGUGUGCUGGUGAGGUCUGGAGCUACGAUUUGCAAUCGAAAAUCAAGAAUAUCGUGGUACCUGAAUUCUCUCCAAUUCUCAACAGAGCAGCAGACGUUAUAGCUGUUCUAACCGAAAAUUCCCUUCAGGUCUUCAAAGUCAAAUUCAUUGAAAGGUCGAGUAGUACACUAUCAAUCGAAAAUUUGGGACCUUGCAAGUUCAGCAAUCUGGAGGACUUUGCAUUUGUGGACAUAGCAUUCAAUCCCUGGGAUUUCAACGAGUUUGCUGUUAUUGAUACCAAGGGCAAUUGGACCCUUGGGAACAUAGUCAAGAAAGGACCGAGACAUUUCCGUCUACGACUGUCGGGGAACAAACGAGGUUCCAUUUAUGACCCGGAAGAGCUUUCUUCUUGGCACAAGAUAGCAUGGGGCGCAGAGUAUUCCAGUCUGCUUCUUGUUAGCAGAUCAAGACUAAUUGAACUGAAUUUCAGACGUCGCUUGCAACUUGAUGUCAUUGAGGCCAAGUCUUGGUCUUCGCUACGAGAUUUCACUCGCGUCGAUGACCAGAUUGCGGUUUUGACCACGAGUAAAGAGAUCAUUUUGAUUGAUCUCAAGGGCAAUGACAUCAAGAGACUCGUCUCUUGGAAGCACUCUUUAGAUCCUGAGGAUGUAAGCAUCAAAGCAUUCGUGCGAACUGUCAGCGGUGCUCAGUGGUCUUGUCAAUAUGAGAGGCUUUUCUUCGUUUUCGUCUACUCCGGCUUGAAGCCAGGGAUCCUCGUGCAUGUCUUCUUUCAAAACGGCCUGUUAUUUCAAUCCAUUGGAGUUCCGUCUUUGUUGCAGAUCGAUGGCAUUUUAUCUGGUUUGAGUUGUCUUGCAUCUCUACAAACUCCAGUGGAAUUUCAUCAGGAAGCUGCAAAUGCGCCCCAAACACCUGGCUUCGAAUGUCUCUUUCGUGAAAUCGGUGGUAGUAUGAUAUGGCGUGUGGUCGUACAUUCAGCGAGAAGUCACCUACAUCCUACCAAAGCUCAGAACAAAAACUCGGUGGACUUUGGCGGCUUGGACUCGCCUCCGGUGCGUAAUGUCAACAAGGAUUUUAUCGACCUGCCGUUAUCGUUGCCGUCUGCUGGAAAAGAUUAUGACGCAUCAAAUGAAGAGUCUCUUUUCCAACAGUACGGAUAUGACCUUUCGGAUGGGAUGAACAAGCACUUGGUGGAAUGGGCGAAGGACCUGGAAAAUCCGCAGGAGGUUCGUGGACCAAAAUGCUACUCAUUUGCCGGCCUGGCCGAACCAAUUUCAAAAGUGGAGAAUAUGGAGGAGUUUGGUUCGCUACUGGAGCAGUUCAAAAUCCACUACCAAGAUCAAGAAAUCAGCUUUACAGAUUUGACCACUCUUUCUUCCUUGAUUAUCCAAGAAAAUGUUGCAGAGUUGGGCAUUUUAUACAACAAGUUGCUGCAGUGCUGGAGUUUUGGGUUUCCAGAUGAUAAAGACACAACAAGUGAAGUUCUGAAGUCAAUUAUUCUUAAGAACACAGGUAUAUGCAGUGUAGCACCGCUCCCGUUUGUGGCGAAAAAUGCCUACAAUGAGCUCAGCGAUAGCCAUCGCGAAAUUAUAAACUCCUGGGACGAUGUUUCCGAUGAGACUGAAACUAUAAUCCCACUGUCAGAAAUAAGCAGAAAUACGCAUACCCAGGAAGAUUCCAACUUUCCGUCAGUCAGGGCUUCCCAACAAAACCUAUCUAAAUCUAGAAAUCCGAAAAAGAAGGCUCUACCUCCACCUCGUGCAUUACAGGCCGCUUCACAGCCUGUUCCUGGCAGGUCCCAUCCUUCGAUGUCCCAGCAACAGACCUAUUCUCAAGACGCAUCAAAUAUACUGCCAAACACUAUGGCGCCAGCAUUUUCGUUAAUAUCGGCUUCUCAGCCCGUUCCAACGCUAUCUGAUUCUCAAACUCAGAAUUCCCAAAGACACAGAAAAAAGAAGAAGAGAGUCAAAGGAUUCGGCUAG